AUGACGUCUCUGCCCCACCAGGAUGAGUUGGAGUACUACACCAACGGCCACUUCCUGAGGUCGUUCAACUCGCUCAUUCUCGAAGACAUCCUGGAGGAAUUGGGCCGCCACCCGCCGAAGAAGAUGGCGAAACUGCCUCCGUUCACCGUCGCCCGCCCCUCGCUCGACCCGGGGCGCCGCCAGCUGAGCUACCCGCCCCUGCUGGACGACCACACCGACGACGUCACCGUCGCCCACCAGUACCUGCGGUGGGCGACGCCCGCCCCCUCGAUCAAGCGGCUGCUGAAGUUUCUCAACCUUCUGAUCGACCUGGGCCUCCGCUACGACGACGCUAACGACGAAAUCGACCACCAGGCCAUCGGCGACGCCACCCCCAUCGACACUAGCCUGCCCAUCGCUCUGAAGGUGCUGCCCCAUCCGCUGCGCACCCCCGUGGUCCACAACAAGUUUAAACGGCCCCACAAACUCGUGUCGCAGCUGCCGCUGCCGCUGCACCUGAAGCUCACGCUGCUGCCCCACCCGAUGAUGGUGGAGUUGUCGCCGCGUGACUACGGCACCCCGGAACACCCGCGCCUGAUCCUCGCGCUGCUGCUGGUACCGCUGAGCUGUCCCCAUCUGACUCUUGGGGUUGGCGCCAAUAAGUUGCGCAAGACCAGCGCCACUCCGUUUAAACUGCCGUUCCAGCGCUCAGGGCUGGUGGCAGCGCGGCCGCUGUCGCCGUUUGAGUACUACCACCUCGACGACUCGGAAUUGGACCUGCCGCUGAAGCUGCGCAAGCUGUCGCUGCUGGGGAUCGUCGUCUACCAAGACGUCGAAGGUCCUAAGAAACCUUCCACCGGACCCGCUAACCAGCGCCCCUAUGACGAUAAAGAAAACCGCACCCUGUACCGGUUUGUCAAACCACUUCAGACGGCAUUUAAGCUGCUGGGGCUCAUUCGCAAGGGCCUGGCGGCGGCAGCGACGCUUGCCAACACCCGCAAGCUUCCGGAGACCCCGAUUAAGAAGAACCCCCUCAUGCUCAUCAACACCAACAAGGCCCCGGUGCUGGCACCGGCGGUGGCCCACGCCAUCGACGACGACCUGGAGGCGCUGAUUGAGUUGGGCCGGAACAACCUGACGUUUGUCAAUGAUCUGACGAUUCUGAUAUUGCGCCUCGGGUCGGCGCAGGCACCGGCCACGGCGCCAAACAUCAACUUGGACGUCGACUUGGAUCUCGAAUGCAUGGUUCCCGACACUCCCACCAAAAGUGUCAAGAAAAGCCACCUGACCCCAGUGGCGAUUCACCUGCCGGCGCCGGCCGUCGGCAGCCGCAGCCACCCCCACUUGACGCUGUCGGGUGCAGACUAUACCCCCGAUGCCCCGCGCCGCCGUAAGCGCAACUUGAAGCUGUUGAUCAUCAGCUGUCAAGAGGAUGCUCCUAAAGGGUCACUUGAACCGCAAACCCCCACCAAUCUUUUGCACUACUCCAAACUGGCUUUGAGACCAAAGGGCAUCGACAAGGACAGCAUCAUCGAGCUGCUGAUUGACGAAGUGGUCGACGUCCCCAUGCCGCGCCAAGGCGGGGUGCUUUGUGAUGCCGACGUUCACUUGAUCUCUAAGUUUGGCAUGCAAAACAUCCAAUUCAUCGGCGCUGGCGAGUUCCUGGUGGCGUACGAGUGCACUCUCGACGGCGCCAAGUAUGCCGUCAAGCGGCUGAAGCGCCAGCUUCGAGGGCGCGACCACCAGUCGAUUCAACGGGAAAUCGAAGCGCUUAGAGUACUUACUGGGGUGAAAGACAGUGACCGGGAAAACAUUAAGGAUAACGAGGAUGGCAAGGAAUACUUGGUCUACUUCAUUGAGGCCUGGGAAUACGACCACUACUGGUACAUUAUGACCGAGUUCUGUGACAACGGUACUUUGGCUACCUUCCUUGACGACCACAAGAACUACCGCCUCGACGAAUUCCGCAUUUGGAAAAUUCUCAUUGAAAUUCUCACCGGUCUCCGGUUUAUCCACCUCAAGAACUAUUUGCACUUGGACUUGAAGCCAGCCAACAUCUUCAUCACCUUCGAAGGGCUGCUCAAGAUCGGCGACUUUGGUCUCGCCACCAAGUUGCCGGUACUCGAAGCUGACUUUGACCUUGAAGGCGAUCGCAACUACAUUGCCCCUGAGUUGAUUAAUGAUAAGAUUUAUACCCCCUUCGCUGAUAUCUUUAGCGUUGGGCUCAUCAUUUUGGAGAUGGCGGCCAACAUCAUUUUGCCGGAUAACGGCACCCCGUGGCGUAAGUUGCGUCUGGGAGACUUAUCCGACGCCGGCCGGUUAUCUCUGGACAACAUCUCGGAGGUUUUGAGUGGAGCCAAAGGCGGCCAACUGUUGGCACUGACCACGGGCCUGGACUUCAGCAACUCGCUGUUAGGACCCGCCACCACCGCCUCUACUCUGGUGACACCGGGACUGGUACCUCUGUUCUUAAUUGACAAUGAGCUGAUGAAUUUGGACCGCUUAGUGCAAAAGAUGCUUCGCCCCACCCCGUUCGAACGGCCUACUGCUAACGAUAUCUUGAAUAUGGACGAGUGUGUGGAGAUCGAAAACCGUCGCAAGGCGGCCGCCACCAUUUUCGAAGGCGAAUUCGGUCCCAGUGACGACUAA
This is a messenger RNA of Diutina rugosa, 2628 nucleotides long. RefSeq names its product tyrosine protein kinase (gene SWE1). Gene Ontology annotation, biological process: protein phosphorylation. Lineage: Eukaryota; Fungi; Ascomycota; Pichiomycetes; Serinales; Debaryomycetaceae. The transcript has a single exon. The coding region runs from base 1 to 2628 and encodes 875 amino acids. Gene Ontology annotation, molecular function: protein kinase activity; ATP binding. The record is from RefSeq and is a predicted model, not a curated record.